Histoplasma mississippiense is the source of this 1764-nucleotide messenger RNA. RefSeq lists its product with no specific name. The transcript is spliced from 2 exons. The coding region runs from base 1 to 1764 and encodes 587 amino acids. The record is from RefSeq and is a predicted model, not a curated record. NCBI's taxonomy places the organism in Eukaryota, Fungi, Ascomycota, Eurotiomycetes, Onygenales, Ajellomycetaceae.
AUGGCGCGACGUGAAGCACUGUGGCAGCGUGAGAGAGAUGCAAUUAGUCACCAAAUACAGGAGGCAAAUUCGAGCCAGGUUAUUGUUAUUGAUAGUGACCGAGGUAGUUCAGAAAGCGAUAAUCCAAUCAAUGAAGGGGCCGAGGAACACAAUGAAAACGAUCCUACGAAAGAAGGAGAUUACGACGAUAUAUGGCAGCAAGAGGCUCGUGAAACUGAGAUCCAGUCAGAGUCAGCGUCAUUCAUCGAACUUAGUCGGGAGGAACUUAUCAAGCCCCCGCGGAGGGUUCUUCCCAGCCCGUGGAAACGCAACGGAGACGUUGUUAAUCUCAGCCAAGACGAAGAAGGAACUCCUGGGCCUGGUCCAUACUGGACAACUCGCACCAAUGGAUAUCCUAUAUUACCCAGCGGGAAAAGCCAAACCGCAAGAUUCAGAGAACAAAAUGUUGAAAGUUCAUCAUUACUGGGCUCUCCAGAAAGCGCCACAAGGAGAUUUUAUCUGGUGAAUAAUGUUUCCUCUGAAGGCAAAUCCAACCCGUCUGAACAGCUUGAGGACCUGCAACUUACGCCUAAAAUACCCUCGAGUCCUACCUUCGUUGCUUCCUACAGGCGAGAUGAGACUUCCCACACUGAUGACCAAACCUCUGACGCUAAUGCUAUCCAUCAUCCAUGGGCUCCUUCACCUGAAAGCAGCAAAAUUGAUAUAGGCCACACGAGUCCAGAUAAUGUCGACGUAUAUUCCGAGACUCCAGUGGAGGAUGGCCAUUUGUAUCCGGAAUUGCCCUCUAAUUCGGUUUAUUCGUCAAGAAACAAUCCAGUUGAUGAAGAGCAAAUAACUUCCAAAUCAGAAUCACAAAACUCGACCCCUCGAGCCCGCAAAGAUGACCAGCGUGAUCGGGAACCGUAUACUCCCACCGGAGCACAGCAGGAGCGUCGUCCGUUAUCUUGGUUCAACAAGUUGACAGACCUUGCUCCAUCGUGGCUUACCACUCCAGUCUCUCGAAAGGUUGAAAGAAGUCAACCAGAAGCAGUCAGCAAAUCUGCGUUCGCUGUAUCCCCGAACCGUAGUCUUUCAAUCCAGAGCGCGUCUGUUCAAGGGUCUCCUACUCAAAAUCAUUUAGUUUCAAGUCCACCAACUCAGCCUCCUCCAAUUGACAGUUCUCCGAUUCAGGAAUUGCCAGUACAGGAACCAAUUGCUGAAGAUGGCCAUUUACAAGUACCACCAACAGAGUCUCGAGCGGAAGGCUCUCCCGCCCAUCAAUACCUUCAUAAAUCCAGCAACCAGAUGACAGUUGACGCCGGAACCCAAUUCUCCUCUCCAUUAAUACCGAAGCCAAAACCUCGAAUUAGAGGUCAACAAAGACAACCGCACGCGCAACACAAGGCAUUGCCAAUCUCAGGCUAUUUCACAGAUGACCAUUAUGCCGCACUGCGCCAUCUAUACCACAAGGCAAAACGAUCCCCGGGUUCCUUCCGCUAUAUCGAGACUCUAGGCCGAAAAAAAUUGUUAGGUCAGCGUAUAUAUUCCGCUGAUGGCGUAUACAGCCGUCGGAUUACAGAAAUGCAAAUUGCCAUUGUGGAUAAAUUCAGACGGAAUUUGUCUGUUGACAGUAGGAAACGCGGUGGAACUGGGAAGGUGGAAUGGAGUGAAGCAGAGCUUUUGAGGAGAUUGUUCAGCAUAAUUAUUUCAGUCAUUGGUGCCUCAGGAUGGUUGGACUUCAAGCAUUUGGUGUUGCAGGCCUUCCCUUUUUUCGACACAUUUUAA